Vitis vinifera (wine grape) is the source of this 10311-nucleotide messenger RNA. RefSeq lists its product as uncharacterized. The record is from RefSeq and is a predicted model, not a curated record. The coding region runs from base 4836 to 10307 and encodes 1823 amino acids. Gene Ontology annotation, molecular function: RNA-DNA hybrid ribonuclease activity; nucleic acid binding. The transcript has a single exon. NCBI's taxonomy places the organism in Eukaryota, Viridiplantae, Streptophyta, Magnoliopsida, Vitales, Vitaceae.
GAAGUCUACCAUUGGAGAAGUUUUUGAAAACGGUAAAACUCUUUAAAUGAUAUGCAUGGAUUGUAGGUGAUAUGCUUGGAUUGGUAUUGUUUGAAAUUAAAAAAAAAGGAGUUUUUCCGGUGCAUAAGAUAAAAUCUAGAGAGAGGAAGACUCCUCACGUAGAAGGACUGUUAUUUGCUAUAAAAAAGCUCUAACAGAUAGGUAGAAGGGGAGGACUUUCGGCACAUAGAAAAAAAAAAAGAAAAGAGAGAGAGAGAGAGGCGGAAAAAUUGGAUUUUCAGGGAAGACUUUCUAGUGAGAAGCUGUCGGUGGAGAAGAAGGAGAGGGCGGUUGAAGAAAUCUCAGACGACAAACCAGUGGGAUCUCCUUGCCAGAAGAGGGCGUUCCUCGGUAUGUUUGUUGAGAACUCCUUACUUAUUGAUAUUAUCACUUUGUUCUGUAUCCUCUCUGGUUAGUGUUCUUUUACCAUUGUUUUUUUGUUAGGAUAUGAAAGUGAUAUUGGUCUUCUCUUCUCUCAUAUUCUUUUAGUUUCAUCUAAUCAUAAAUCUAAACGUAGUCUCAAUCACACCACUGGUCUGCGAAUCUAUCGACUUCAGAAAGAAACCAGGAUCCCAUUUAAUGUCUAGUUUCCUUGUUUAUUUUGUUAUGGAUAUCCUGUAUUUUGUUUCGUUUACUACUCUACAUCUAAUAUCCCGAUCCAUGUCCCUGUUUUUGGCUCACAUCUUUGAAUUUACUCCGGACGUUUGGUUUCGUGUUCUGAUUUGCACUUGAGAGAGAGGGUUCAGUACAUGACAAGCCAUAUAUCGUGUUAAAUGGAAAUUUGGAUUUUUUUUUCACUGGAGAUUUUAGAUUUCAAAAAUUGGUUUGCAUAGGAACUCUUCCCGAAGUCGGACCUUCGACAAGCCAUUCAAUUCCUAGUCAUUCCUAAUCUCCAGCGUUCCUCUAUCUGAAUUUCAGAUAGAUUUGGUUACCCACUUCCCGAAAACACUAGAAACUAAGUCCACUCCUUUUAGGUCACUGCUUUCUCAUCAUUCGCGGGAUGGGUCUUCCACAUCUGCUUGUGUUCCUGUUCCUAACUAGUUCGUUGCGAUCUUCUCGUUUUGAAGCCCUAGAUGAUCAAAGUUUGGUUCCUACUUCGCCAUGGUCUUGGAACAGAGAAACUAAACCACCAUUCUCUUCAUACCUUCCUCGAGAAAUUGAACCCACUAUGGUGGGUGCUGGGCUGGUAAAUCUAGGCAACACAAUGCUUUCUUAAUGCAGUGCUCCAAUGCUUCACGCACACUGUCCCCCUUGUCCAGAGCCUUCGUUCUUGCAAUUAUGCCAUGCCUUGUCAUAGUUUGUGUUUCUUCCAUUGGUUUCUGUUUAUAUUAAAGAAUGAUCCGACUUUGUUAGUUCCAUCGUAAUAUCCAGAAGUUCCUUCUUCUUUCUUCCAUGUUCAAGCCUGUUGAAAGUGCAUGUAUGAUACAUGGCUUUGAAUGAUUGCCCAUCUACGUGUUUCCCUUCCCCUUGCCAUCCUUUUGCUAUAUCUUAUAGCCUUUGUUCAUGGUUUGUGGGUCGGGUUGCAAGAACGUCUUAUCGUUUGCAAUGAUUAGCACCCGAGCCAUCCUCAUUUGGCUGAUCAAUGUCACUGGGGAAGUCCUUGGAGGGCGGUUGCUACUCUUGAUAUUACAGGUGAUAUGGUGGUAUUUGUGGGUUUUGUUGAGGGUAUUUGGGUUCAGAUCGAAACUGCCCAUCUGAGGUCCUGGAUGAAAGAAUCAAUCCUGUGUCAGUUGUUUGUCUCAAUUAUCUAUAAGAUAGACAAGUGUCCUUAUUAGCAACAGGUGAAAGAAUGGGUAUGCAGAUAGAUCCAAGCCAAGUUGGAGAGUGGUGUCGGACACGCGCUUGAUGAAGGAAACAUUGAGGUUCUUGGAUAUAAACAUGGUCCUACCAUCAGAUCUGAUGUGACAACCAAUAUGUUGUGUCACAAGGAAGAAAUAUUUGAACCAAUACUUCUCUGCAUGGCCAUGAGAAUUCCGAGUAUAUAUACUCCUCGACUGGGACGACGUUCAUAAUGUUGGCCACGUGUGAACUAUUUUUUUUGAAGAUUUGAAGCUUAAUAGGUUGGAGUAUGGGGCAGACCUCUAGCACUGCUAGGUUUGCCUGACACAGGUGGACAGAUUGCUUAUAUGCUGGAUCAAGUGCGUGCCUUGGAAAAUGAGAUGCUUCUUAAGAUACAAAAGCAAGGACUUGAUGUCAUUCCUAAAAUUCUCAUAGUUACCUGACUUAUACCUGAUGCAAAGGGGGCCACACGCAAUCAGAGACCUGAAAGAAUCAGUGGUACAGAACAUACACAUAUUUUUUGAGUGCCAUUUAGAACUUGAAAAUAUGCACAUAUUCUUUUUUGAUCCUUGCUGCCAGUUUUCACUCAACCACUGACCCUUUAAUUUCAAAAUUCAUUUUGACAACUUUAGGAUAUCUGUAAAAAAUUUCCAGAAAUUUUAUGACUUUCCUCACUUCUUGAACUUGAAUUUGAGGUUUUGUUUGAGUUAGAAAGUCAUUCUGAGAUAGAAGAUAUAAAUGAGUCUUUAGGAGGACUCCGUUUUCACAUAGUUCUGGACACCCAAGAUCUUUUGGAAAAAAUAAAAUACUAGAGGACUUUCUAAAAUUGAUUCAACAUUUUUUCUCAAUUAUAAGCUUCUUGAAAUUGAUUUUAGACACAUAAAAUAUUAGAAAAUAUGCAUUUUUGAGGGAGAUAUGAUUUUUCAAAGUUGUGCCUACUGCGCAUGCUGGAGUUUGUACAUCUGAUUAGAUUUAUAGUUUUAAAAAUAUUUUUGAGUACUAUUCGACCCCGAAUAUAUUUUUUAUGUGAUAUAGACAUUUUGAAAUAUGUGUGUGAUUUUUUUUAUGAUUUUAUAGGAUCAUUUAUUAUUUUUUAAAAAUCCAUUUAUGCACGUCACUUUUCCUUAUCUAAUCUGGACUUUGUAGAACCUUUAGGUGCCUUUGCGAUAAUCUGUCUUUUGAAUGAGUGUUUGGCUUUCGGUAUGUUAAUCUAGGUGUGUAGGAGUUGUUUCCUGAAAUUUUUUGUAAUCAAAUUCCACUCUAAACCAUUUUUUUAGAAAUUGUUUUAUGAUGCUUCAUUUUCUAACCGCAUGCUGAUGGUUUUAUACCUUACUUGAAAUUGUUAUUAUUUUUGGAGUCAUUUAAUUUGUCUUAGCUCAAUUUUGGCUUUGAAACUGUAUAUUAGAUAUAAUGGAUAUUUCAUAUAAUUUAUGCUUGCCCUAACCAAUUUAGUAUUUCUCGAGGAAUCUUAUAAAAUAUACUUGCUAUCCAGGUACGUUCUCUAUCCUCUAAUUCCAAAAUUCUAUGAAAAUGCAUGCUAUCAUGAGCUAUAUCCAUGCUUUGAUUUAAUCCUUGGGUGCUUAGAUGUAUGUUUGACUUGCUUGGAUGAAAUGCAUGUUGCGUGCUAUAUCUCUAUACUAACUUUGAUGUCUUGUGAUAGCGCUUGAAAAGUCGUUCAGGUACGCACUUCGAUUCCCUCUCAUGGUUUGUUUUCUUAUUAGGCAUGCAAUAUUUGAAAUCACCUAGUCUACUUAGGUAUCCAUGAUCAACCAUUUAAUUGCCACGCUUCCCUUAACUUAGUCAGUAGAGACCUUUUUAGGGCUUAGAGGGGUGCUACCUCCUAAAGGUACCUUCCCAAUAAGUAACCUGAUCCCCGGACUUAGACUCGGGUUUCUCAAAGACAUGCUUUUUCCAAAACUAUGGAGUCACUUUUUAGGGUUUUUCUUUCUUGUUUUAUUUUCCCUUCAAAAUAAAAAUAAAAUAGGUGGCGACUCCAACUCUUUUUCAAAAAUCAAUUUUUUCACAAAUAAAAAGCGAGUCUCGCCGAUCGAGUGGGGGCGCACGUGAAAAAUGCGGGUCCACAAAUUGGCGACUCCACUGGGGACUUUGAGGAUCAAGCUUGAACACUAGUUGAGGAAAAUGUGGCGUUUAAUUGGUCGAUUAGUGGGUACCUCCUUUUUAGGCAAGGUGAUUCGAUUUGCUUACUUGUUUGGUUUGCUAUCUUACCAUGUUUGAUUGCCUUGGAUGAUCACUUGAUUGUUUUGCUCACUUUAACAUGAUUCACUCUCACAUAUGCUAGAUAGGACUUUGAUUGUUUGAUAUUUGUCUGCUUCGCAUGAUUGCUUGUUGCAUGACAACCUUUUCUCUUGCAUGUUCGUAUGAUUGCUUGUCUUCGUUCACUAUCUCACUUUAGAUCUUAGGUUUUUCGGAUGCACCCACAUCCUUCAUUGUGCACUUUAGAUUAUCCUUGAGUGUUGAGAGAUGGGAGAGCCUUCACCAUUAAGAAACCCCCUGGGAACGCGAGGAAGUGCAUGUGUGGAGGUGAUGACCACCUUGCAUGGAAGCACCCCGUCUCUUUGGAGGCGUGCAGAGGGUUGCGUACCGCCGGAGGGUACGAUCGCUUCUGCUAGGGAUCCUUUGACCCACCCAUUUUAUCCUAUAGAGCCGCCUUAACCUUGUAGGUUAACCUAGACCCAAUUAAGAUUUCAUUUCUACACGUGGGUGCAUCUGUGGACCUUCAGAGCUGCCUUGGUCACAAUUGGAUUCGGUUAUCCCUUCCUUAGUCUCCUUUUGGUGUAAUCAGAGGAGGUUAUCAGAUUGAGUACAUUUGGGCUAUUUUCUUGCACACUUAUCAGCUGAUUCAUACAGAGUCGCUUUCGUACCGCACCUUAUCCAGUGUUUCCAUAUUUGUAGGAGAGUUUAUCGUGACCAUUCUGGAUUCACCUUUGUGGAUUAGAGUUGGAGGCAGAUUGACCAGAGUAUCAGACCAGUUAGACCAGAGAUCAGAUCAGGGGGAUAUGGAUUCUCAGAUAGUUACCGUUGACCAGUUUGCUGCGGCCAUGGCUUCGAUCCAAGAGGCUAUAGCUAGCCUUGGCCAGAGGAUAGAUGGGCAGCAGGCCCAACAGGUCCCAGUUCAGGAGGAUACCCAUUUUGAUGCCACAGUACCACCACCACUUCCGCACAGUCAGCCAGCACCACAGACUAUACCUUUUACUCUGCAUAGUCAGACUGAGGUUGCACCACCUCCUGCCAUAGUGCCUACUCCGAUCUCAGAGGACCCACAUGCUCGUAUGGAUAAACUUGAGCAGAAGUUGAGACAGAUGAGGACUUCAGAGGGAGCUAUUACUUGGGAGGAUUUUGAUGGAGCACCAGUGGCCAGUCUACCGGCUAAGUUCAGGAUGCCUGAGAUUGAGAGAUACACAGGCAUAGGAUGCCCUCGCAUCCAUUUGAGACUCUAUAGUACUGUUAUGGGGGCCCAUGGACUAGAUGAUGCCCAGAUGGUUAUGCUCUUCCCUAUGUCAUUGAGUGGUGCUGCACAGCGUUGGUUCGCUUCAUUGGAGGUAUCACGCCGUAGGACUUGGGAUGACUUAGCCCAGGAGUUUUUGAGACAGUUUGCAUUUAACACUGUCAUUGAUGUUUCGAGGAGAGAGUUGGAGGCUUUGAGACAGAGGCCGGAGGAGUCAGUCACUUCGUUUAUCUCCCGCUGGAGGGAGAAGAUUUCACAGAUUAUAGACCGUCCUUCAGAGAGAGAUCAGAUUAGCAUGAUCAUGAGGAGCUUGCAGCCUAGAUUUGCUAGACACUUGAUGGGAUUUCCUCAUACGGAUUUUGGAUCUUUGGUACAGGCUUUGUAUGGUAUAGAGGAGGGUAUUGCUAGAGGACUGUGGUCCGAGUCUUCCUCUAUUGAUCCUAAGGGGAAGAGGCCUUUAGGAGGGCAGAGAUCAGGAGAUGUUGGUGCUAUCAGUUCAGCAGGGAUGAGACCUUCUAGACGCUAUCAGACAAUUGGGCAGACUCCUGGGUACUACUAUCCACCUUCACCCCAUGUGCAGUAUAGGCCACCUGUUCCCUCCAGACCUAUGACUCCUACCUAUUUGCAUCCAGACUCACAGCCUGUUUUUGCUGCACACGUCGCAGAGAGGCCUCUUGCCCCAUAUACUCGACCCCGAGCUCCACAGACCACUACUUAUGUGCAGAGGCCACCACGUCAGUUUACUCAGUUGGGUAUGCCUUUGAGUCGAGCUUUUCAGAAGCUCGCAGAAGGUGGAUUAUUGGCUCCAUUAGCAUCCAGGCCUUUACCCCAGCUCAUACCACCUCGCUUUAGGAUGGACUUACAUUGUUCCUAUCAUCAGGGGCCAGGGCAUGACACGGACCAUUGCACUGCUUUGAGACAUGCUAUUCAGGAUUUGAUAGAUCAGGGUUUGGUCAACUUGGGGCAGCCAAGUGUGACCACUAACCCUCUUCCUGCUCAUUCUACACACGUAGUGCAUCCAUCUUCAGGAGAUAUUCAUCACAUGGACCUUAUAGAGGAUGACAGUAUACACAUGUUGAGUUGGGAUGAUGGAUUACCCGAGCCGAUUGUUUUGCAUGACAGUUAUGAGGUUGAUGGGGUUUCAGUGGUCCCUCAAACUCCUGCACCAUUCAGUUUGAUCCCAGACGAGGCACCAUUCCAGUUGACUCAUCCUACACCCUUAGUUAUCGGAUGUCAGGAUGCCUUUAUCCCAUUCACUUUAUGGCCAGAGGAUGAUGAUUCAGAGGGGAGGGAGAUACAGAUUGUGACUCGUAGUGGGAGGAUAGCUCAGCCACCACCACCAGCAGUCAGACCAUUUGAGGGUACAGCCUCUCAUGAGGAGGUUAGGAGAGAAGAUGAUGAGGUUUUGAGACAGCUACAGAGCACUCAGGCUCUCAUUUCCAUCUGGAGUUUAUUAGCAUCAUCCAGUACUCAUAGAGAUGCUUUGAUUCGAGCCUUGAGUCAGAUCAGAGUAGAGACUACCACCACUCCAGAGGGAUUGAUUCAUAUGAUGACGGCUGGUAGAGCCACUUGCAUUGUAUUUUCAGAUGAUGACUUGCCACCUGAUGGUUUAGACCACGUGCGCCCUCUAUACAUCACAGUGGGAUGUUCAGGCCGUAGAGUCCCGUCUGUCCUACUAGACAACGGCUCAGCCCUGAAUGUUUGCCCUUUAGCCACUGCUAUAGCCCUUGGUUUCGCGCCUUCAGAUUUUGGUCCUUCUACUCAGACAGUCAGGGCGUAUGAUAGCACCAAGAGGGAGGUUAUGGGUACCUUGAUGAUUGAUUUGCAGAUUGGUCCAGCCACAUUUUCCACUUUGUUCCAGGUUUUGAGGAUUCCUACAUCCUUUAACCUGCUACUGGGCCGACCAUGGAUUCAUGUAGCUGGAGCUAUUCCUUCUUCCCUUCAUCAGAAGGUGAAGUUCAUUCAUGAUGGGCAGGUUAUCACAGUACAGUCUACCAGGGAUAUGUUAGCCUAUUCCGAGCCAGUACUUCAGAUUAGUCACAGUGAGGAUGACCUAUGUUUGACUGGAUUUACUUUUGAUGAGAUACAGACUCUCGAGAUUGAGGAUUUUCAUAGAGACUUUGUGGCUAUGUCGUUUGAUCAGCACAGUAGCACAGUGGUCCUUGAUAUGAUGAGGGGUAUGACCUUUCUACCUGGCAUGGGGUUAGGACGACGUCAGCAGGGACCGAGCGAGUUCAUAGCUGCCAUUGACCAUGAUACGACAUUUGGACUUGGAUUCAUCCCUACUGAGGCCGAUUACCGUCACAUGGCGCGGCUGCGCAAGGAGAGGGUGAGAGCCCGUUUAUCCCACACACCAUUUGAUUAUCCUAUUCGACCCUAUAGGAUGAGUUUGGCUGACUACUUUGUCAGAGGAUCAGAGACUCGACCUCAUUUAGAGGAGAUUGAUAGUGUGGUUCAUACAGAUAGAGAGACCGAUCUUCAGCAUCUAUUUCACCAGCUACAGUUGAGUGAUGGGGCUCUCGACACUUUUUUCCCUAUGACGAUUACUCCCACGUCUCCAGAUCGAGCUAGCAUGUUGUCUCUAUGCUUUCCAGAGGAGAUCACGAGUGAUGGGGUGAUUGUUGAUCCUACUGAGGUGAUUGAUGGAGUUGUUCCCCAUGAUGAGUACCGUGAUGAGAUGGACAUGAUGACCGUGAGCCAGAUUGCCGGCAUUGUUCAGCUUCAGCCUGUUUCAGCAUUUGAUAUGUUUGGGGUAUCUACCAUUGAGGUUUUUGAGGGGACUCAGACUCUUCCUGUUCCAGAGCUUCCAGAGGAUGAUAGUAGUUUGUUUGAGGGCAUUGUUAGCCCAGUUGAGGGAGCGUCCGACCUUGUGGACCCACCUCUUUCUUUUGAUGUUUUAUCGGGAUUUGUCUGCCGCUCUGACGAUGUUUCUGUUGCUUCAUUUAUGGAUUUGAGCAUUUUUGAGUAUUCGCCUGUCUCUUGUGAUAGUAUCUCUACAUCUGCACCCCACUCACCCAUUACACAGAUAUUUGAUAUAGAUGAUGAGAUUGCACAGCCCGGUUCGGAUAGGGACUCUUUGGAUCAUGACUCUGGUCCCAUAGAUGAGAGAGUUUCACCUGCUGCAGGGGACAUUGAGAUUGUUGAUUUUGGCACAGAGGAUCAACCUAGAGAGCUGAAGAUUGGUUCAUCCCUAUCUACAGAUGAGAGAGAUAGACUCAUCCAUUUACUCAGGUCAUAUUUGGAUGUCUUUGCAUGGUCUUAUGAGGACAUGCCAGGUCUUGAUCCCUCUAUAGUCCAGCACCAUUUACCUACCCUACCACAUGCUAGACCAGUUAAGCAGAAAUUGAGACGGUUGCAUCCACGUUGGAGUCUACAGGUAAAAGAGGAGAUUCAGAAACAACUCAGUGUUGGGUUCAUAUCAGUAGUUGAGUAUCCAGAGUGGUUGGCUAAUGUCAUCCCUGUUCCUAAAAAGGAUGGCAAAGUUAGGGUUUGUGUUGACUUCAGAGAUCUCAAUAAAGCCAGCCCUAAAGAUGACUUUCCCCUUCCACACAUUGAUUUGUUGGUUGAUGGCACCGCAGGCCAUUCGAUGUUGUCUUUCAUGGAUGGGUUUUCAGGGUAUAAUCAGAUUUUGAUGGCUCCAGAGGAUAUGGAGAAGACAACCUUUAUUACUGAGUGGGGUACCUACUGUUACAGAGUUAUGCCAUUUGGGUUGAAGAACGCAGGAGCCACUUAUCAGAGAGCCGCUACCACUUUGUUUCAUGACAUGAUGCAUAGGGAUGUCGAGGUUUACGUGGAUGAUAUGAUCGUGAAAUCCCGAGGUAGAGCAGAUCACUUAGAUGCUUUAGAGAGAUUCUUUGAGAGGAUCCGGAAGUUUAGAUUGAGGUUGAAUCCCAAGAAGUGCACCUUUGGAGUGACUUCUAGGAAAUUAUUGGGGCAUAUGGUCAGUGAGCGGGGCAUAGAGGUCGACCCAGAUAAAAUCAAAGCCAUACUUGACAUGCCUGCACCAAAGACUGAGAAAGAGAUUAGAGGUUUUCUGGGCAGAUUACAGUACAUUAGUCGGUUCAUAGCCAGAUUGACAGACAUAUGUGAGCCUAUCUUUCGUCUUUUGAGGAAGAACCAGCCAACAGUUUGGAAUGAUGACUGUCAGUUUGCAUUUGAGAAGAUCAAGGAGUAUUUGCUUUCUCCUCCUGUUUUAGUGCCUUCUACGCCAAGACGUCCACUUCUUCUAUAUUUGUCAGUUUCAGACAUGGCCUUGGGAUGUAUGUUAGCUCAGAUUGAUGACUUAGGAAAGGAGCGAGCUAUUUACUACCUGAGUAAGAGGAUGUUGGAGUAUGAGAUGAGAUAUGUUAUGAUUGAGCGCCUUUGCUUAGCACUAGUUUGGGCUACCAGGAGAUUGAGGCAUUACAUGACAGAGUAUUCAGUGCAUUUGAUAUCCCGUCUAGACCCAUUGAGAUACUUGUUUGAUAGACCUGCAUUGACUGGUAGAUUGAUGAGAUGGCUCGUACUUUUGACAGAGUUCGAUAUUCAGUAUGUUUCUCAGAAGUCUAUUAAGGGAAGUAUUGUUGCCGAUCACUUAGCCUCACUACCGACAUCUGAGGACAGACCAGUUGAUGAUGAUUUUCCAGAUGAGGAGUUUGUUGCUAUGACCAGCUUAUCGGGAUGGUGCAUGUACUUCGAUGGUGCAGCCAAUCAGUCAGGGUAUGGGAUUGGUGUUCUAUUGGUAUCCCCUCAGGGCGAUCACAUUCCGAGGUCCGUUCGUUUGGCAUUCUCUGAUCGACAUCCUGCCACGAAUAACAUAGUUGAGUAUGAGGCUUGUAUCCUUGGUUUAGAGACUGCAUUGGAGCUUGACAUUAGACAGAUGGAGGUGUUUGGUGACUCCAAUCUGGUACUCAGGCAGAUUCAGGGGGAUUGGAAGACUAGGGACGUGAAGCUUAGGCCAUAUCAUGCUUAUUUAGAGUUGUUGGUUGCGAGAUUUGACGACUUGAGAUAUGUUCAUCUGCCUAGAGCGCAGAACCGUUGCUAACGCC